This is a messenger RNA of Trypanosoma cruzi, 618 nucleotides long. RefSeq lists its product as uncharacterized. Lineage: Eukaryota; Euglenozoa; Kinetoplastea; Trypanosomatida; Trypanosomatidae. The transcript has a single exon. The record is from RefSeq and is a predicted model, not a curated record. The coding region runs from base 1 to 618 and encodes 205 amino acids.
AUGGCUGAAAGGCUUGCAGAACCUAAAAGUUCGGUAAUUGUGAAUGGAAGAAAGCGCAUCACCUCCAAAUUUGUUGAUGGAAGCGAGAUGGUUGAGGAGUACGACGUCAUCACUGAUGAACUUCUGCUUAGAAAGCGCCGGGUAAAGAAUACCCUCGGGAACUUCGGUAACUGGCAAGUGGAGGUGGGGAGUGAAGUAAAAACGCGUAAUCUGGAGAAGGAAUUGCUGAUUGAGGCAAAUGGCAGCCCGGAGAUUGUGAAACAAGACACCCCCGAAUAUCAUGUAUUCCGUAUCCGCAACCUACCCUACGCAAAGGAUGUGUUUAGUGUAACGGUGGAGCAUCGCGAGCCUGGAGAUGUUGGCGAGAUAGUCGUGCGUACCAGCAACAAGAAGUACUUUAAGAGAUUGAGCAUUCCUGAACUUCAGCGGCACCACAUUCAACUUGACCCAGGUCAUCUUUUAUACGAUGUACAACACAACACAUUGAUUAUUCGUUACAAAAAGCACCUUGCGGUUUUAGCAGCAGAUGCUGCAGCCAAAAAAGAACGAGCAGCGCUGCCAGCGAGACGCAUAGAUGGUGCGGAUGGCAAUGCUAGUGAUGGAUGUGCGCAGCAGUAA